Messenger RNA from Eublepharis macularius, 957 nucleotides. RefSeq names its product olfactory receptor 52D1-like. Lineage: Eukaryota; Metazoa; Chordata; Lepidosauria; Squamata; Eublepharidae. Gene Ontology annotation, molecular function: olfactory receptor activity; G protein-coupled receptor activity. Gene Ontology annotation, cellular component: membrane. The coding region runs from base 7 to 957 and encodes 316 amino acids. The record is from RefSeq and is a predicted model, not a curated record. The transcript has a single exon. Gene Ontology annotation, biological process: G protein-coupled receptor signaling pathway.
CCCAUCAUGUCUGCUGCCAACCAGAGCAGUUCAGUUCCCCAGUGGUUCUUCCUUGUUGGCAUCCCUGGCCUGGAGGAGUUUCACCUCUGGCUCUCCAUCCCGCUGUGCCUCAUGUAUGUCCUGGCACUGCUGGGCAAUCUGGUGCUAGUCGUCACCAUAGCUCUUGACUCCGCCCUCCACCAGCCCAUGUACGUCUUCCUGGCCAUGCUUGCAACCACCGACGUGGUGUUGUCCUGCACCACAGUCCCCAAAGUGCUCAGCAUUUUCUGGUUCCGCUCCAGGGCCAUUUCGUUUGGGGCCUGCCUCGCCCAGGUCUUCUUCAUCCACUUUGUCUCUGCCAUGGAGUCCGCCAUACUGCUCGCCAUGGCCUUUGACCGCUACGUAGCCAUCUGCAACCCCCUGAGGCACACGGCGAUCUUGACGCACUCCGUGAUCGAGAAGAUCGGGCUCGCAGCUUUCCUACGAGGUUUCUCUGCUGUAGUUUUCCUGACCUUCCUCCUGUGCAGGCUGCCGUAUUGUGGACACACGAUCAUCCCGCACACGUACUGUGAGCACAUGGGAGUGGCUCGCCUGGCCUGUGCUGACAUUACCCCCAACGUGGUGUAUGGCCUGACGGCAGCUCUCUCCACGUUGGGGAUAGACGCUGUGCUCAUCUGUGUGUCUUAUACGCUGAUCCUCCGGACAGUCUUCCAGUUCCCGACCAAAGAAGCCCGCCUCAAGGCCCUCGACACCUGCGGGUCUCACAUCUGUGUCAUCCUGUUGUUCUACACCCCAGCUUUCUUCUCUUUCUUAACUCACCGGUUUGGCCACAGUAUCCCCCGCCAUGUUCACAUCCUACUGGCCAACCUCUACGUCAUCGUCCCGCCAAUGCUAAACCCUAUCAUCUAUGGGGCGAAAACGAAGCUGAUCCGUGAAGGAAUUGCACGUUACAUCUUGCAGAUGGGAAAGCACUUCUGA